CCCAUCGUGUUCUCGCCUCCAAACCCUUCUCUUUUCAAAAAUGGAGGAAAACGGAAAUAGAGCUGAAGCCAUUCGUCUUCUAGGAAUCGCCGAGAAGCUUCUCCAAAGUCGUGAUUUCAACGGCUCAAGAGACUUCGCAAUCUUAGCCCAAGAGACCGAACCGCUGUUGGACGGUUCCGAUCAGAUCCUAGCCAUCGCUGACGUCAUCCUUGCAGCUGAGAAAAGAGUAAACAAUCACCAAGAUUGGUACUCCAUUUUACAAAUCGAUGGCCGAUCCGACGACAACGAUCUCAUCAAGAAACAGUAUCGUCGCCUAGCUCUCCUUCUUCACCCAGACAAAAACAAGUUCCCUUUCGCCGACCACGCGUUCAAGCUCGUUGCUGAUGCGUGGGGAAUUUUAUCUAACAGCUCGAAAAAAUCUGCUUACGACAGAGAAUUUAGCCUGUUUACGAGGAUAGAUUUAAGCAGCGGCGACGGUCGUUCGAAUCCUGCCGGGAAAUUACCGGUCACGAGAAGAGGCCAAAGUCAGGAGCAUGAGCAAUAUUGGACGCCAAAUGCGAAUACCCAAAAUGAGAAUCAAAGGUCGAAAAGUUCUACAUUUUGGACAGCUUGCCCGUACUGUUACAGGUUGUUUGAGUAUCCUGGGGCUUACGAGGGUUGUUGUUUAAGGUGCCAGAAUUGUGAGAAAGCUUUUCACGCGGUUGAUAUUCCAACAUUGCCGCCGCUGGUUCCGGGGAAGGAAGCAUAUUACUGUUGCUGGGCGUUUUUUCCUUUGGGAUUUGUGUCUGGAAGUCCGGAAAGUAAAGAAAAAGCCCCCGCCGGCUUUCCGAAUUGGAUGCAUCCCACAUAUUCUAAAGUGCCGACGCAUGAGGGAGAAAGAAAUGGAGGCAACGAGCAAGCUACACCAGUCACAUCGUUUGCGGCACCGCCGCAGCCUCCCCCUCCUAUGACCCCUGCAGUGAAGGUGGUAGAAAGUACGAGUACUGCUGGUGUGAUUUCAGGUGGGAAUGUGUCCAAGUCGGGAUCAAAGAAGAGAGGGAGGCCGAGGAAGAUUCCUCUGUGAGGUUUGAUUGGAACUUUUGAGGCAGUUCUGGAGGAUAUCGGUGAACUGACAAGGAAGAAUAAGGCCGAUGCUGAACCAUUGUAACGUUUGGGGGUCAAAUAUGUAGGUAUUGUUGUAGUUGUUAAUCGUUUUGUUUGUAGAUUGUUUUCAUGCACUGACUAGCUCGACAUAGGUGAUCAUUGUAACACUGAUAUAUAUUCAGCCUAUGUCAAGUCAGAAAGUUCUUU
Molecule: messenger RNA, 1290 nt
Organism: Hibiscus syriacus
Lineage: Eukaryota; Viridiplantae; Streptophyta; Magnoliopsida; Malvales; Malvaceae
Product: J protein JJJ2-like
Exons: 2
Coding region: 41-1063 (340 amino acids)
Source: RefSeq, a predicted model, not a curated record